This is a messenger RNA of Perca fluviatilis (European perch), 3141 nucleotides long. RefSeq names its product extensin-like. NCBI's taxonomy places the organism in Eukaryota, Metazoa, Chordata, Actinopteri, Perciformes, Percidae. The record is from RefSeq and is a predicted model, not a curated record. The transcript has 7 exons. Gene Ontology annotation, molecular function: cysteine-type deubiquitinase activity; K63-linked deubiquitinase activity. Bases 349 to 3141 code for a protein of 930 amino acids. Gene Ontology annotation, biological process: regulation of protein K48-linked deubiquitination; protein deubiquitination; negative regulation of toll-like receptor signaling pathway.
GUAGAAGAAGAAGAAGGGGGUGUGUUGCUAGGUUGCUAGUUGUUAGCCUGCCUGCGUGCUAACUGCGAGCUAAAAGUUGACUGUACUACUUUCACUUUCUGACAGACGGGAGUACCCUCUCUGGGAUGAGCAGGGCUUCCUGGAAAACUAAACUUAACGCCGUCAUUGUUGUCUUUGACACUAGUUAGACCGUAGACGUAGAUUGUAACACUAUUUUGGCGCCGAUAUUGACAACUUUUAGCCGGUGGCGUCUAAAAGCGUUAGCCGUCAAACAACGCAGGUAGCUUUAUCUCGCCAGUUAGCUAGCUAGCUAGCUAGCUAGCUUCAACGUCUGUAGCGUCCGCUAGCAUGAACGGCGGGGGAAGCAUGCAAAGUAAUGAUGAAAGAGGGGCAGAGAAACAAAUGGAUGACUACUUGAACGCACUCGGUUUGCAUCGGAAGAAGAUUGCCAAAGACGGCUCGUGCUUGUUUCGGGCUGUCGCCGAGCAGGUGCUGCAUUGCCAGAGCCUUCACACUAAAGUUCGUGCCGAGUGUGUGGCGUUCCUGAAGGAGAACAGAGCGAGCUACGAGGCGUUCAUCGAAGGAGACUUCGAGGAAUACCUCCUCAAGCUGCAGGACCCGCAGCAAUGGGUGGGAGAGGUGGAGAUCAACGCGCUGGCCGUCAUGUACAAGAGGGAUUUCCUGAUCUUCCAGGAACCCGGAAAACCAGCCGUCAACAUCACAGACAACAACUUCAAGGAUAAGGUGCGGUUGUGUUUUCUGAACGGGAAUCACUACGACAGCGUUUAUUCCAUCAGCCACGUUAAGGACGCCGCUCUCUGCCAUUGCUGUGGUCGUUCUCGCCAUAACUUCCCCCACCCCGGUUCCAACACAACCUCUCUCACAUUACACCCUUCACCACCACCUUCACCUCUCCCACACCCACACCCCUACCACAACUCUCCCACUAUUCACCACUACUUACCCUUCACCUACCAUCACCUUCACACUACCUUCACCUACACUCACCACUCACCACCUACCUUCACCCCACCACCACUCUUCACCCACACCUACUCUACCUCACCUACUUACCUUCACCUUCUCCUACUUACCUUCACCUUCACCUACUUACCUUCACCUACUCUCUUACUUACCUUCACCUACUCUCCUACUUACCUUCACCUACUCUCCUACUUACCUUCACCCAUCACCCACUCUACCUCCCACCACCCCCCACCUACCUCCCACUCUACCCUCACCUUCACCCACCACUCUACCUUCACCUUACCACCUCACCCACACCUCCUACUACCUUCACCCAACCUCCCACUCUACCUCUCACCUUACUCCAACCCUCACUCCCACUCUACCUUCACACCCACUCUCCCACUCUACCUCUCACCUCUCUCUCAAUUUCUACCUUCACCUCCUACUACCUUCACCUACCUCCCACUUCCUCCCACUCUACCCCUCACCCACUUACCUUCACCUUCACCCACUCUCCUCCACUCUACCUUCACCACUCUCCUACCUCCAACCUUCACCCACCUCCCCACUCUACUUCCCAUCUUCACCCCCUCCCACUUACCUCUCACCUACCUCCCACUCUCCACCUUCACCCCACCCCACUUCCUCCCACUUCACCCUUCACACCACCCCUCCCCUCCACCACUCUACCUUCACCCACAUCCCACCUACCUCACCCACUUCAUACCCACCUUACACCUCUACCUUCACCACCACUUUACCCUUCACCCUCACUACCCACCCUCACCCACUCACCCACUUCACCUUCACCUACCUUUCACCCACCUUACCUUCACCUACCACCUACUCUACCUUCACCCAUCUCUACCCUUCACCCACUCACACCCACUUACCUCUAACCAACCCCACCUACCACUAACACUACUCACCACUCACACACUCUCACCCAUACACCUUCACCAUACCCACCACCUACCUCUACCUCCCUACACCCUUACACUCACCACAACUCACCACCACCACCACCUCACCCCCUCCACCCUUCCACCCACACCCACCACCCAUUACUUCCACCCACACCUCUUCACCCACCACACCCACACUACCUCUCACACUCACCCACCACCCCACCCCCACCCACUCACCCACUCCACCCACUCCACACCCACCCAACCACCACCUACCUCACCUACUACCCUUACCUACCCAACACCCACUACCCCACCUACCACCCACACUCACCUACUCACCACCCAACCAUCCACACCCCUCAACACUCUACCUCACCUACCACCCCACCAUACCUUCACCACUCUCAACCACUCACACUCAUCCAUUACCUAUCCUCCUUACCCCACCCACCACUUACCUCUACACCUUCUCACCACUCAACCCACUUCACCUUCACCCACUCACCCACCACCCUUCUCACCUACCUCACCUACUCCACCACUCCUACCUCACUCUUACUCAUCUUUACCACCUUCCACCCAUCACUCACCUACUACCUUCAACCUACCUAACACCCUUCACCUACUCACCUACUCACCUACUUACCUUCACCUACUUACCUUCACCUACUCACCUACCACCUUACCCACCCAUAAUCACCUCACCUACUCUUACCUCACACACACCUUCACCAUACCUCACCUACUCACCCACUCACACCUACCCUCACCUACCAAACACCCACCAACCUCACCACCUACUCAACACUACCUUCCACCUACCUACACCCUACCACACUACCCCAACCACAACACCACACCCACCACACCUCUACCACUCCACCCACUCACCUCCACCUCACCUCCCACCACCCUCACCUCUUCACCUUCACCUACACCCACUACCUUCACCACCCCACCUACCCCAACCUUAACACACCUCACCUACUCACCAACCUUACCCCCACCCACUUACCUCACCCCACUUACCUUCAACCACAACCACCUACACCCACCCUCACACCCCACUCACCCCCCCACUCAUCUUCACCCCACUACCUACUCACCUUCACCUUACUCACCUACUCACCCACACUCACCCACCUCACUCCCACCUCCUCACCUACUUUCACCCUCUUCACCUACUCACACCCUCACCUUCACCCACUUACCCUCACCCACUCACCCACCACCUACUCACCCACUCCUUCACCUCCACUAA